Messenger RNA from Brassica napus (rape), 2624 nucleotides. RefSeq names its product transcription factor MYB41-like. The transcript is spliced from 4 exons. The record is from RefSeq and is a predicted model, not a curated record. Bases 1208 to 2293 code for a protein of 361 amino acids. Lineage: Eukaryota; Viridiplantae; Streptophyta; Magnoliopsida; Brassicales; Brassicaceae.
GUAACGGUCCUCUUAUGUUAAAACUAGAUUAACCUCCAUGAUCAAAAGCGGUAUAUAUGUAUGAUGGGGCUCUUCUGUUAAAACACGUUUUUUGUAAGUACAGUUUAUUUAUUCGUUUAACAAAAUAAAUAUUUACUUUCGGGAUGCUAAACGUUUGAUUAAAUUUCAGGAUGCUAUAUAUAUGUUUUAAGUACAUCUUCUGAACUCUGAUGUCAGCAAAAUCUUAUAUACCAUUAAGCCACGUACAAAACUUUACGUACAAAUAUCAAGAAAAAUUAAUAGCUAGAGAAGGUUAGGGUUUGGAGGGUCUCGUGGGCUUGUGAUCUCAAACAAAAUAGUUUGCGUGUCCUGGUGUGCUUAGAACUAGAUUUAUACCAAUAAUGAACAACCAUAUCGAGACUUGGUUAAAUUUAGUUGUGUACCUAAAUACCUAAUAGUUCAGAUGUGUCAUUAGUCACCAGUAAUCCAUACUAUUGUAUAUAGAACUGUCUGCCCGAUCAUAUAUAGUUGGGUCAACGUAACAUUAUAAAUUAUAUUUUACAAAUUAUAUUUUAAAAAUUUAAAUAAUUAUACUAAUAGCGCAUAAACAUACACGAUUCACAAGUCCCAUAUAAUGUGUUACUCAACAUAAGUUAUUCCAUGACAAAUAAGGACAUGUUUGCUUGCGGAAACCUACUCAAGAUAGUGGUUCGAACUGCGUUCCACGGAAGUUCGAUCAAACAGCGAUGCAAAACUUUAUAUGAAAAUAGUAGAAUAACAAAAAAAACAAAAAUAGUUAACUCCUGAUCAUAUAUAAUUCCUUUUUUAUACCAAAAUUCAAAACCAACAACGAGAAGUCGAGAACUAUAGUAAGAUUGUAAAAAUCAGAGUGAAAUGUAAAUAGAAAAUAUGCGUCAAUGACAUUUAUCUGAGAGUUAUAGUCUAUUCCCUAUUUGAAUAUUUAGCUUUUAUCCUGAAUUAUUCUUUUGGAUGCUUUACAUUGUCAACAUGAAUUAGUUGCAGCAACUUUUAUCCCACACAUUGCUUCACAAACUUAAACAUCUUCUUCUCCUCCUCCUCGUUCUUUCUUCUAGCUUUUACCAAGGGCAUUUUCGUUAUAUUGUUCUUUGAUAGGAUUAAAUCAUUAAAGUCAAAAGGACAUGUCAUGAAAGCUAUGUAAGAUCUCUUUGUUCCGACAAGACACAAGACAAAGACGAAAGCCUCUUCCAUGUUUCUAUAUAUAAAUCAAAGAACAAAGCAGUUACCCUCAUUAACCAAGCCUUCCCCAUUCUUCUCCCUUUUUUCAAAUUUCUUUCAUUCUUACAGCUAUAGUAAAAUGGGAAGAUCACCGUGUUGCGAUGAGAGUGGGCUAAAGAAAGGGCCAUGGACGCCAGAAGAAGAUCACAAACUGAUAAAUCACAUACGAAAGCACGGUCAUGGAAGCUGGAGAGCUCUUCCAAAGCAAGCCGGUUUAAACCGGUGUGGGAAGAGUUGCAGAUUGAGAUGGACUAACUACUUGAGACCAGACAUCAAAAGAGGAAACUUCACUGCUGAGGAAGACCAAACCAUCAUCAACCUUCAUUCUCUUCUUGGAAACAAGUGGUCGUCCAUAGCUGGUCAUCUUCCAGGAAGAACAGAUAACGAAAUAAAAAAUUAUUGGAACACGCAUAUUAGAAAGAAACUUCUUCAGAUGGGAAUCGAUCCGGUGACCCACAGGCCAAGAACCGACCAUCUAAACGUUCUAGCCGCUUUACCGCAACUUCUAGCCGCCGCAAAUUUCAAUAACCUCUUGACUCUAAAUCAAAACAUACAAUUGGAUGCAACAAGUGUUGCAAAAGCCCAAUUGUUACAUAGUAUGAUUCAAGUCCUCAACAACAACAACAACACUACCCCUUCUUCUUCCUUUAACAUUCAUCACACCAACAAUAACAUCUUUAGUCAAUCUUCUUUCUUAGAGAAAAGACCAAAUAUAAGUGAAAAUCUCUAUGAUCCAGCCCAAAGCCUCUCUCACAUUGACCACCAGCCUUUAGAUUCGUUUUCUAGGCUGCCUGGAUUAUUUCCUCAUCAAAAUGAUCAAGAUAUGAUUCCUCCAAUGAUUUCGGCCUCUUCUGAUGAGUCUAAGCAAACCCAAAUGAUGAUCAAGAACAAGGAGAUUUUAAAGCAUAGUGAUCAAACUUCAAACCCUUCAUCGACCUCAACGUUCACACAAGACCAUCAGCCAUGGUGUGACAUAAUUGAUGAUGAAGCAAGUGAUUCUUUUUGGAAAGAAAUCAUAGAGCAAACUUGUUCAGAGCCUUGGCCAUUCCGUGAAUAGAAACGAGAGAAACACACUAGCAUAUUAAUUUCUGUGGAUAUAUAUUUACAUAAUAUAUUGUUGUUUGUUAAUUAACUUUCAGACAUGUCUUAAAUUUUCUUUCUUAUUUUUUCGACCAUGUAUACAUAACAUUGAUACUGUACAAAACUGAUUAUCAUACGUUUGUAUUAUUUUCUGUAAUUUUUUUGGGAAAUAUGUAUAGUACUAAUUCACAAUGUAUACGAGCUUACACCUCUAAAUUAGAUAAAUUAAUUCAUGAUUGAAAUGGCAAUCAAGAUAAUGUUUGUUGAUUUAAAUUAGAGAUCAAUUUUUCUUUUAUUUCUCUCAGUUU